AUGGCAGCUUCCUUUUUGUGAGGAUUUGCUAUGCUGGGAGUGAGCAUUUAAAGGCGGUGUUCAGCGGAAAGCCUGGUCUACAUCACGUUUUCGGAGCUCGUCCUACCUUUUACUUAAACUUUUGAAGCAGGAGAAGAUGGAGAAGAGCGGCAGCGUCGACAGUUUGGGCUCGAAACCCUCUUCCCGACAGCCGAGUGUUGAUUCAUUGUCCAGCACCUCCACCUCUCGCUCCGACCGCUCUGCCCAGGCCAAACCUCCGUCUGUUUUGUCCUCGGACUCCGUGUCGACAUCUGCAGAGUUUUCUCCUGAACUCCGGGUGAAGCCUAAAGCCACUGCAAAGAAGGCGCAUAGAGACUCAGAUAAAGAAGAACCACAGUUGCUUCCGAAUGAAACUGUGCAAGAUAUGGCACAUGACAUUACCUACUUCUGUCCUUUUACUGGCGCACUGAGAGGAACAGUGAUGGUCACCAACUACAGGCUUUUCUUUAAGUCCAUGGACAAGGAUCCGGCGUUUAUGCUGGAUUUGCCUCUCGGAGUUGUAAGUCGAGUGGAAAAAAUUGGAAAUAGUUCGACCCGUGUUGACUCGUCAUAUGGAGUAGUUUGCAAGGAUAUGCGCAUUCUGCGAUUUUCACACAAACAGCUGGAUGACACUCUCAAGAAGUCGAUUUUUGAAGUUUUGAUGAAAUUUGCAUUUCCUGUUUCCAACGGACUGCAAAUCUUUGCUUUUGAAUACGGGCAAGUUUUUCCUGAAAACGGAUGGAAGGUGUAUGACCCCAUAUCAGAGUAUAAAAGACAGGGUAUACCCAAUGAAAGCUGGAGGAUAACGAAGGUAAAUGACCACUUUGAGCUCUGUGACACAUACCCGUCCACUCUUGUGGUUCCGGUCAACAUACCAGACGAAGAGCUGAAGAGAGUGGCAGCUUUUAGAGCAAAAGGCAGAAUACCUGUGCUGUCAUGGAUCCACCCAGAGAGCCAGGCCACAGUGACGCGCUGCAGCCAGCCAAUGGUCGGAGUGAAUGGCAAGCGCAGCAAAGAGGAUGAGAAAUACCUGCAGGCGAUCAUGGAUGCUAAUGCUCAGUCCCAUAAGCUUUUCAUUUUUGAUGCCAGACCGAGCGUCAACGCCGCUGCCAACAAGAUGAAAGGCGGUGGAUUUGAAAGUGAGGACGCAUAUCAGAACGCUGAGCUCGUGUUCUUGGACAUCCACAACAUCCACGUCAUGCGGGAGUCGCUGCGCAAACUCAAAGAUUUAGUUUACCCCAAUAUCGAGGACUCCCAUUGGCUGUCCAACCUGGAGUCCACUCACUGGCUCGAACACAUCAAACUGAUUCUGGCCGGAGCGCUGAGGAUCGCCGACAAGGUGGAGUCCGGGAAAACGUCCGUGGUUGUGCACUGCAGCGACGGCUGGGACAGGACCACCCAGCUCACCUCUCUGUCCCUUCUCAUGCUGGACGGUUACUACAGAACCAUACGCGGCUUCGAAGUGCUGCUCGAGAAAGAGUGGCUGAGUUUUGGACAUCGCUUCCAGCUGCGUAUCGGUCACGGCGAUAAAAACCACAACGAUGCAGACCGCUCCCCUGUCUUUAUCCAGUUCAUUGACUGUGUGUGGCAAUUGACCCGACAGUUUCCUGCAGCUUUUGAGUUUAAUGAAUACUUCUUGGUAACGAUCCUGGAUCAUCUCUACAGCUGCCUGUUUGGGACAUUCCUGUGUAACAGUGAACAGCAAAGAUUGAAGGAAGAGAUUCCCAAGAGGACGGUCUCGGUGUGGUCCUACAUUAACAGCCAGCUAGAAGAGUUCACCAAUCCAAUGUAUGUAAACUACUCAAACCAGGUGCUGUUCCCCGUUGUCAGCCUGCGCCACCUGGAGCUUUGGUCUGGCUACUACAUCCGCUGGAACCCUCGCAUGAAACCGCAGGAACCUAUUCACCAGCGCCAUAAGGAGCUGCUGGCGAAGCGAGCCGAACUUCAGAAGAGGGUGAACGAACUACAGAGGGAGGUGACGAACCGCUCUGCUUCAUCGUCUUCGGAGAGGGCGGGCUCACCCACACGCUCCAUCACUCCUGUGCAAACCUUUGUUUGACACUCGAUGUCUUUAUGAAAGCAGUGUUUUUAUGCCUGGGAGAACAUUGGAAAACUAGGAAUCAGUGUCACACCUGGAUCCAAGAAGAGCCUGUGUGUCAAUCCGCCUCUUCAGGGGACGAAUACACAACCACCUCAAGUUUGGACAGGCAGAGAUGUGUGACUAUUUGUGUAGAGUGUGUUUACGUUGGAGAUGUCUGAUAUCACUGGACUGCAGCCAUAUAUAUAUAUAACACUAGUCCUGUGAGGUAGGAGGGCAUGUAAAAACAUAAAGAAGGAUUUUAAUGCCUGUUUACCCACCCACAAUCAGUGUUAGUUUUUACACUAGUUAUCAUUCGGGUUACAUUUUUUAUGCCUUAUGCGUCAUAGGAACACUCACUCCUCUCCACUACUUCGUGCAUAGCAGCACAAUUUGUGAAACAAUUUGUGUUGCAAAAAAACUGAAGAAAACCCAACAGCCUUUGAGUUUCUACAUAUUUGUUUCAACCAAUAACUAAAAAAGAAAUGAUUGUCAUUUUUAACACUUGAUUUGUCUUCAUAAAUCAAUCCUGUUAGACUGUUGUGACCAAAUAUCUGUUUUUAUUUGAGAAGGGAUACUUUGUAUAACAUUCCUUUUACUGAGCAAUUCACCUUUUUUAAGUUUAAUUUCUUUAGGAAGCUAACAUUUAUUAUCCUGUAGUACGGACUCGUUAUGAACUGUAAACAUUCUCUUAGUCUCAUAAUCAAAUUUUUUGGGUGAUAUCAGUAAGUUGCAAAGGAUAUGCUAUUUGGUUUGGUUAUUAAAUGUAUUGUAAUAAUUAGAAUCUGUGCCUUUCACAUAAAUAAUCAAGAGUAAAAACUCAAAUGUGCACAAUGAUGAUAAAAACACUCGCAUGAAACACUAAUCAGCCUCAUGAUGUUUUUCUCAUAUGUAAGCUGUUGAAAUGUUUGGUAACUUCCCUAAUAGCACUAGCAGUAAUGAUCUCUAGUUUAUGAAAAGUGCCUUUCCUGGUAAAAAAAACAAAAACAAAAAAAAAACAAAAACAAAGAAAGGUUGACUCUAUUGGUGGGAACUCUUACAUUGUUAUGUUUCUACAUUGCAGCUUUUAAAUAUCCAAUACCCACUAACAAACUAAUUGUUCUUGGAUUGUUAUUCCACUACAUCUUUCUCUGUACAUCUCUGUCACUGAUAAUGCUUUACUGUUCCUUUAAAAUGUAGAACUAUUAGUCAUAAGCUACCACACCUUUCCUUAUACUGUGCUUACUGCCUUUAUUCAUUCAUUUCCUGCAUUGUCAAGUGUACUGUUAGAUGUCAAACCAUAUUAAACUAUUUAA
Poeciliopsis prolifica (blackstripe livebearer) is the source of this 3390-nucleotide messenger RNA. It is a transcript of the gene mtmr2, whose product is annotated as myotubularin related protein 2. The transcript has 16 exons. Gene Ontology annotation, molecular function: phosphatidylinositol-3,5-bisphosphate 3-phosphatase activity. Gene Ontology annotation, biological process: dephosphorylation. The coding region runs from base 137 to 2077 and encodes 646 amino acids. Lineage: Eukaryota; Metazoa; Chordata; Actinopteri; Cyprinodontiformes; Poeciliidae. The record is from RefSeq and is a predicted model, not a curated record.